AAAAGCUGCCUCUGUUGUCACUGUGAGGUCGAAGGCGGUGCGGGGAGGGUAGUCGCGCAUCCAAGCUCCACAGUCUGCGAGACGUAAAACUGCCCGUCUGUGCUGGUUCCAACGUAGGAAACGGUGACGCUUCACCUCUUGAAUCCACUAGUGUUGUUGCGGUGUUUUCUUGAAGUUUUCAGCCUCCUUUUAAAGCGGAGUAGCCAUUUCUGGGAGAUAAGAGAGUGGCUGGGUUUAUUGCUAGUGGAAGUCGCAUGAGGGGUCGUGGCUCCUAAUGACGCUCCACCUUAUGGAACAAGGCUGCUUUCCAGGACGGUAUUAAAGGGCCGCUGAGAGGGUUCCAUCUGCACCCUUCCUUGUCCCCCAUACGUUUGGUUUUGCUGGGCCCCGACUGACUAUGGAGGUGCUGGACAGUGGGGAGCAGAACCUGUUCCAGUGGGAUCGAAAGUUGAGUGAGCUGUCGGAACCGGUGGACUCCGAAGCCCUCCUCUACAACACGAUUGGUUCCCUAGCCGGAAGAUGUUGUUUAAGAUAAAGAUCUUAGCAUCCUUUACCAUGGCUGUCUUCACUGUGAUUGGUGGCAGAGGGAUAAUAAAUAUUUGUUUUGCCAUAAUUUUACUGCCCUUCACAGAACUCCUUGAUGAUUUUUCCCAGGAUGUUUUGGGGCAGCUCUUGAAUGAUCCCUUCCUGUCUGAGAAAAAUGAGAUGAUGGAAGUGGAAUUAUCACCAGUAUCUCCAGCUCCCCUCAUCCAGGCAGAGCAUAGCUAUUCCCUUUGUGGGGACUCUCGGCCCCAGUCGCCAUUGACCCAUAUUUCAGCUGAUGACAAUUUCAAUGAAGCUGACUUGGAAAAUGAAGACUGGUGCCUGGGAUCAGAGCUGACAUCAGCCAACAUAAAGACAGAACCAACAGUGACUGAAACAUCCGGCCUUGCUCCGUCAGGCAGCCUUACUGCUUCGCCCAGCCCCACCAUCCUGGAGGGGGAAGAGCCACCGCUGCAGAAUGAUGGCACAGUAUGGUUUCUGACUAAAUCAGACAGUCACAAAGUUCUUCCUGAGAUUAAACUGGAGCCACAUGAAGUGGAUCAAUUUUUGAACCUUUCAUCCAAGGAAGUAGUGGAUACUCUACACAUGCCUCCAACACCCCCCAGCAGUCAUGGCAGUGAUUCUGAGGGUGGACAAAGCCCAACCCGGUCCCUCCCACCAUCAAGUCCCACCCACUUGCAGGCCACCGUUAAAGUGACUUCACGCACAGCUUCCGCCCUCACCAAUUCACCUCUCUUAACAGCACCACAUAAACUGCAGGGCACAGGUCCCCUGAUCCUAACAGAGGAGGAGAAAAGAACUUUGAUAGCAGAAGGAUAUCCCAUCCCUACAAAACUUCCCCUCACUAAAUCAGAAGAGAAAGCACUGAAGAAAAUCCGUAGAAAGAUCAAGAACAAGAUUUCUGCCCAAGAAAGCAGGCGGAAAAAGAAAGAAUACAUGGACAGCCUGGAGAAGAGGGUUGAGUCCUGCUCAACUGAGAACAGUGAGCUUCGCAAGAAAGUAGAAGUUCUGGAGAAUACAAACAGAACGCUCCUGCAGCAAUUACAGAGGCUUCAAACCAUGGUAGCUGGCAAAGUGUCACGCUCCUGUAAAGCUGCUAGUACACAAACAGGGACAUGUCUAAUGGUUGUAGUAUUAUGCUUUGCAAUUAUUUUGGGCAGCUUUUCACAGAGCUUUGGGCCUCAUUCCUCCAUCACAAAAGCUGUGCUGCCAACCCAGCAUUCUACACCAGAGUCAUAUACAGCAUCAAUAGUGAGAUCAAGGAGCCUGCUGACUUAUGAGGGGCCUUAUCCACUGGAGGAACAGCCCUUGUCAGACCACAGCAAUGACUGGGACAGGCACCUGGAUGCUUCCAAAGCCCUGUCUUUGGAACCCAUGUCCAAGUCACAACCCAGUCAUGUUACAGAGAUCACAAUAGCCAAUGAGACAAGGCUAGAAAAGUCAGUGCUGGUGGGGCUGCAACAGCACAGAAUCAGUUCAGAGCUGGAUGCAAAUGAAACACUAAAAAUCGUUGAAAUUGACAGAAGAGUCAACGCUACAUUUUAGGAGAAAGGAACAUUUCCUCCCUUGCAUCUUCAUUUCUGUUCCAAGCAAAAGAUUGGAAAGACUUCUCACUGUCAGUAAAUCUCAAUGGCGAGAAUGGAGGACUUGUCUGAUUUUUUUAAUGUGAAAAAGUGGCUUUGAUAGACUAUUCUCCAAAAAUCCUAAUUUUUAACUGUUUAGCUUGCCAUUUCACUUCUACAUCCAUGAUGAGGGUGUUGAUGUGGAAAUAUGAUAAAGGCAGACCUUUUGAAUUAUUUUCUUGCCUUGCUGUUUUAAAAAAAAUAGUAAUUGUCAUACCUGACGUCUACCAUAAUAUUCAUAGUGGGAAGAACUAUGUUGAUGCUAUUUUGAUGCCACCGGUGAUAGGGUGUUGCCCUCAGUGAAAAUCUCCUCUGGAGCUUCCAUAAUCAUGGUGAAGUAGAAGCAUAACCAAGGAACUUUUCCCCCACUUUCUCUAGCAGAAUUGGACUGUAGACGUGUUCUUUGUUGUACCUCAGUGGACAAGAAUGGUUACUUCUGGCAAAACAUUUUGGUCUUGCUAGACUCAGAAGUUUCAUAAUUACUUUCCUCCCAUGGUGACAUCUCUGUAAAAACUGAAAAGGCUUGGAGUCAUCUUUUAGUAUAUUAGCUUAAUUUUUCCCAGUCUGAUGACUUCUUGCUACAAUUCCCCAAAUAUUCACUAAGCCUAGUUGUGGAGAAUAUAUACCAGAUUCUCUUAUGGAUAUGAGAAUCUGGUUGCUUGUAUUCCCUUAUAUUUUAUACUCUCCUGUAUCUUUCUGUUGUAAAUAGUAUUUAUUAGUUGUUUUUUUCUACGAUCGAAGCUGGAAUGGCAAGUCAAUGUUAUAAGUUCUUUCAAAUGAUCUCAGCGGACUUUGAAAAACUUCCAAAACUUUUAGGCUCCAGACAUUAAACCUUUAAAAAUUUAAUCUAAAUAAGAUUUUUUCCUACUUCCUAACGUGUUGUUGUUUUUUUCUCUUUGUUGUACUUGUUUUUAAAUAGGCGCUUGGUUAUGAAACCAGCAAAAAUUUCAGUCUCAGCAAACUCAGUUUCUAUAAUCUUAAAUGAUCAGAACUUUUGGGAAGGAAUUAUUAGUAUGAAUAUGUUAAAACAGCACCUCUGUAAAAUACAGUUGCAUGGGACCCUUCAUCAAACUAUUAUUUAUAUGCUUAGAGUUCAAAAAAUAAUAUCUCCAAAUCACUUUUAACGGGGGAUUUUUCAAAUAUCAUACUUGGUCAACAAUGUUUAUUUUACUGCACUGUAUUCAUUAUGUGAUCAUUGAUUCCAGAUGUAGCUAAUAGAUUUUAGAUAAUGUAGCUAGUGGGUGGACUCUAAAAUAAGAGAAUGUUAUUUUAAACUCUCUAUUUAUGGAUACCAAAUUCUGGGAUUGUGAAGCUCUUAAUAACUGAGUAUUAGAUAGACGUAUAUUUCUUUUCCUAUGUAUAUGCUUUGAUUGUAUUCACUGUUUUUUAUUAUGUAAAGUAUUUUAACUAGUUAAUGUUUCUGAAUCAGAUGUUGACUGUGCAAAUUGAUAGUUUUCCAUUCUAUAAUAAUCUGAUAAUUUGCUUCUCCUUUUCUUGUAACUCUGGGUUGAAUGUCAAAUUUGAAAUGUCUUUCAAGAAAUAUCUGAUAAUAGGACUUUUUCUCCCAAACCAUCAAUUUUGAGGAGUGGGUGCUAUCCAUAAUUUGGCUGUCAAAAAAAUGAAUGACUAAUAUGAAUUGCUAGCAGUGGCUGGCUUCUAUGAAAUUAAGUUCUCUAAUGAUAGAAGGCCAUUGUGUAGUCCACCCCCUCCCAGUAUAAAAGUAUAUCUUUAGCAUCUUCUCUCUCACUUCCUGACAAAAAUAAUUCUUCUGUAAUUGCUAAUUGAAAAGAAACUGCUUUUUUAUAUUGUUAUUUUGAAGGUGUAGUCAAACCCUAUGUACUCCAGCUGGCCAUGUUGGUUUAUUAGUUUUUUUUCCCUCACUCUCAAGACUUGUAGAUUUAAAUCCCACACUUUGGAGCUCAGACUUGUUGCUUCUCAUGUAGUAGAAUAUUUUUUUUUCUUCCAUAAAAAACAUGAGGCCUUGGAAGGAACACAGAAUUUAUCAACCA
Crotalus tigris (Tiger rattlesnake) is the source of this 4174-nucleotide messenger RNA. It is a transcript of the gene CREB3L2, whose product is annotated as cAMP responsive element binding protein 3 like 2. The record is from RefSeq and is a predicted model, not a curated record. Gene Ontology annotation, molecular function: DNA-binding transcription factor activity, RNA polymerase II-specific; cAMP response element binding. Gene Ontology annotation, biological process: regulation of transcription by RNA polymerase II. The transcript is spliced from 13 exons. The coding region runs from base 520 to 2088 and encodes 522 amino acids. Lineage: Eukaryota; Metazoa; Chordata; Lepidosauria; Squamata; Viperidae.